UCGCUGUGACGUAAAUAAGAUUAUGGCACGUGAUUGUUGGCGAGAUUGUAGGUUAGGGUAAGGGUACGCAUUGGGGCUAGGUCCAGGGUUAGGUUUAAGAAUUUGGGGGAGAGGGUUAGGGUUGAGAUUAGCGCUAGCGCUGUGUACAUCUCGUGACCUAUGACGAAAAAUUGAGCUGACUUAGCACUAAUCGCCUAUUUUAUUCUCAAAUGUUGAUAACGCAUCGGACUAUAAUAUUCGUAGAAUAUUUUUCUGGAUGAAAAAGACUAAUUCCCAGCUUGUUGUAUAAGUGACAAGGAGGAGUGGGGUCGCCUAUCCAACCUCGUUGUUAUAUCACGGUACAUAUCACUGUUACGGUGAAAUAUAGAAAUAAGUCUACACUUUGUGCAAAAAUGGAUGGUGUUGAGAUGGUUGAUGACGAAGAGGUCGGAGAUUCUAGGGCUAUUGAAGAUAAAUAUAACAGGUUAGAAAAAAUCUUAUAUAGCAGACAAGGAGCUGAAAUUAGUAAGAAGAUUUCUGAAUUUUGUCUGGAUGAAGUGAAGCAACUUUGUAAAUUAGCUCUAAAAAGAAAAUCAUUGAAAAAAUUGAAACUUGUCUUUUCAAGAAGAUGUGUUCUCUCUUGUGACUAUGAACUAGAUUUAGCAGCUAACCGAGAAUUAAUAUCAAGUGCUAUAGAAUCCGAUUUCGUCGAGGGUCUCGUUUAUUUAUAUGAUCGUGGAUUAGUUUUAGAUUCAGACGGAUGUAAAAAAUACAGUCAUAGAUUAAAAUCAGAACGAUGGAGUGCCCUGGCUGAGGCUGUUCAGAAUAUCAAGUAUAAAGCAACGGAAUAUAUUUUAUCUAUUCCUACUGUAAUUAGUACAGAAACAUCCCGUGAAAUAUUGGCUACUGCAAUCACCCGAAAGGACAUCCGAAUUGUAAAAUUACUUGUAAGGAACUCUGAAGUACAAAGUCAUAUUACUACUGAAAGUAUACCUCUCAUACCUUUAUGCUUUUGUGACAAUGAGGAAUACGGCACAGUUGUGGACGAAGAGACAAGACUUGAAUUGAUUAAAGUAUUAGUAGAUGCAGGGUCAUCUUUAGAUUUAUGCAACAAACACGGUCAAACACCUUUAAUGUUAGCUGUUGUGAAUGGAAUGUUCACAAUAUUUAAUUAUCUACUAGAUAACCGAGCCGAUGCCAAUUGUGUUGAUCGGAAAAGACAAAAUGUUCUUCAUUACUUGAUAUUAUCAGAUCCAGAUACAUCCUCCAAUAUAGAACGAUUAAUCAAUAUUGAAUCCAAUUUCAAUUAUGAACAAUUUUAUGAGUCCAAUUAUAAAUAUUUUCAAAUAUCAUAUAUUCAUUUCGCUGUAGAAUACGGAAAGUUUAAACUGGCAACUCAUUUAAUGAAAUCUCGUCACGUGGAUGUCAGUUUGAAGGAUGAUAGGUAUAAUAACCUUCUACACCUUGUAGCACAGCAUAACAGCGAUCAAAGUGUUGAGUUUGCCCAAUCACUUAUUGAGAAAGGAAUAGAUGUAGACCAUCGCGAUAAUGCGGGAAAGACACCGCUACACACAGCAUGUGCAUAUAAUAACAUUAAUAUAACCAGGAUGUUAUUGGAAGCACGGUCCGAUGUGAACGUAAAAGACUGUUAUGGGACCAGUGUUUUAAUGAUUGCUGUUGGACACCAGAACAUGGAGCUAGUGGAGCUUCUACUAACAUAUGGUGCUGAUGUAAAUGGAACUAAUGUUUUACUGAAAGCUGCUCAAUAUCGCAAUAUGAAAUUAGUAAAACUUCUUACUAAAUACGGUGCUGAUGUAAAUUUUAUAGAUUCACGAGGCGAAAAUGUAUGUCUAAAUUGUUUUUAUAAACAAAACGAAGUAAGCCGAAUAUCAAGUUUUGUCUUCAUCAAAUUAUUUAUUGAUCUGGGCUUUGAUAUUGAUAGAGUGAACUAUGAGAAUGGAAUCCUGUACGCAGCUGCCCGCACCAAUGAAUUACUCUCAUUUCAGCUUUUAUUAAACUCAAUUACAAAACUGGAUCGAGUUGAUGACAUGGGUGAAAAUAUAUUUCAUAUUCUAUCCAAGGUGAAGGGUUUCUCCUAUUCUAAAGUAGUAUCAUUGUUUGAGAAGGAGAACCUUAAAAAACAGAAAAACAAAACUGGAAACACUCCUCUAAUGCUAGCCUCUUUUCUAUUAAACACGGGCUAUUUGGACGUGUCCACAACAAAUGGAAGAAGUGACGUUGUUAUACAAAACAAAUACGGUCAUACUGCUCUUCAUAUGUGUAUGUUAGGCUUCAUUAUGUCAACGGCUAAGCUGGGAAGCGGGGGUGAAAAUCGUCUAAAGUUCAGAAAAUGUGUUAAAUCCCUUCUUAAUGCCGGAACUAAUGUUAAUAUUCAAGAUAAUAAUGGUGUUACACCUUUAAUGAUGGCUGCAAUGAUAGAAGAUAAAAUUAUUAUAAAAUACUGUAUGAAGUUUGGGGCGGAUAUAACAAUUUUAGAUUAUAAAUAUGAAAUGUCUGCUUUGCAGUAUCUUAGUUUCAAGUCGAGCUGUGUCUGUCUUCCGGAACUACUAUCUAAAGAUCGCAAUGCUCUAGUAAAUUUACCGGGAAAAGAUGGUAACACUUUGAUUCAAAGAGCUCUGCUGUUUCCAUUAUUUUGGGAUCCUAAAGAAUCAGUGGAUAUCAUCUGUUAUUUACUUGCUGUAAACUGUAACCUACAACACCUUCAGUCAGUUUCUACUGAACGUAAUUAUUUCACGGAAGAUAUCGACCUUGAUGACUUCAACUUCAAUGAAAGAGAUCGAUUAAGGAAGUUGCUAUAUCUGAGUGGGGCACCUGAAGAAGAGAUCGUCUUGUCCUUGAAUUUCGAAAAAGAAGAUGAAGUUGAUGACGAUAUCACAGAUAACAGACUUCAUUCUCGUCACCGGGAGCAGUUUAAAUUAUUUUGCAAUAACAUUUCACUUCAGUCGCGAUGCCGGAGGGUCAUCCGUCAGAUUGUUGGUUCCAGACUUCACAUCUUUAUUGUUGCUUCCAACAUACCACAUUUACUUUACAAAUUCCUGUUUCUUGAAGAUGGUAGCGGAGGGGAGGUAGACAUUACUUUGAACCACAAAUAUUUUGUUACUCGUGAAGAUCAGAUUGAAGAUAGGGGUGGUGAAUAUGAUGAGGAGGAGGGUAAUGAUGAUGACAGUCCUAAUGUUGUUGAUUUCGAUGAUAGGGGUGGUGAAUAUGAUGAUGAGGACGAUGGUAGUGAUGAUUAUACCACUGUUAAUUGCGAUGACGCUUCUUUGAGUUCAAUCAAAUCAAUGUACGGCCAUGUAAAGUAUAUUAAUGUUCAAAAUAACUGACCUGUAUGUGUUUAGGAAUAGGAUAUAUUAAACCAUGUUCUACGAUUUGUGAAGUUUAUUAAGUGCUGGAGAAUACCAUGAAAAUAUACUGAUCAGAAUAUAACAAUGAUUUUAUUUUAUACUGAUUUGGGUUUUGCAUAUUGAUUUUAAAAGAGUGCCUUCGUAUAUGUUGUUGUUAUGUAUGAGAAUUUAGAUUUGAGAGAGAGAAAGAGAGAGAGAGACUAACAUAUAGUUCAAUUUUAUUUCAAUAAUUCGCUAGCGCGUAGGGGUCUGUAGCAGUGACAUUGUGUAAUAUUUUGGACAAUAAAUCAACAUAAAUAUAUAUCUCAAAUUAAAUUUCCAACUUUCACUUCACAAAUUGAUGAAGAUUAUGAUUUAAAAAAACAAGCCAACAGUGAGGCUGAUGUCCUCCGGCGAAAUCCCAAAAUAGAUUGAUGACACAUUUUAAUUAAUUGCAAAUUUAUUAAUUAAAAAGUAUCGAACAAUCAAAUUUAAGUAUUUGGGGAGAGAGAGAGAGUUUAACGUCGACUCGACACAAUCUAGGCCAUUUCAGGACCAACAUAUGGUUCAAUUUUAUUUCAAUAAUUCGCUUCUACCCUGAAACCAUUUUAUUUAUUUACCAAUUAGUAAACACCACACACAUACGGGACGUUAGAGAGCAUCGUAGAUUCAGUUUACCAGUCACAAUGUGCUUAGAACGGUCUUGAGAAUUCUUUAGAGACGGUAUUUUAUAAAGUUUCUUACGUAAGAAAAAGUGAAGCAUAACUUUGUGCUUACUUUAAGAAUUUUCUAGGAAUCGGGCCUGGAGAAAACCCACGAGGUUGGACAGGCGAACUUACUCGAGUUUUUAGCUUGUGGUCCCUCUAGAGGUCACAAUUAUUAUCUGAUUUAAGAAACCGUUCGAAUAUAUCACCGUUACACCGUAUUGUUGGUUGGGUUCGAAUUUCAUAAAAAUCGGACCGAAACCGCCAGAUAAAAUGCCCCCCCCCCCCCCCUACUCAAAUAGUGUAAACAUCUGGUAUAGCAAGGUUGUGGACCCUCUAGAGGUCACCAUUUUGAUUCGAUUUGAUGAAGCUUGAAAUACAUGUUUAUAACCCAAUGAUCUUGGUUGCUUUCGAUAUUCGCGCAUAUCAGAUCGUAACUUCCUGAAGUAUGUCCCCUCUUUGUACGAAAAAUCGUGUUUUUAGCUUGUGGUCCCUCUAGUGGUCGCAAUUAUUUUCCGAUUUAAAAAAAAAAAUGUUCGAAUAUAUCACCGUUACACCGUAAUGUUGGUUGAGUUCGAAUAUUUUGAAAAUAGGACAAAAAAUGCCAGACAAAAUGGCCGCUCCUCAAUGCAAAUAGUGAAAACAUCUGGUAUAUCAAGGUUGUUAAACCCAAAGAUCUUGGUUGCUGUCGAUAUUUGCGCAUAUCGGAUCGUAACUUCCUGAAUUAUUGCCCCUGAUUGUACGAAAAAUCCUGUUUUAGCUUGUGGUCCCUCUAGAGGUCCCCAUUAUAAUCUGAUUUACAAAAACGUUCGAAUAUAUAACCGUUAUACCGUAAUAUUGGUUGAGUUCAAAUUUCGUGAAAAUCGGACCAAAACUGUCGGACAAAAUGGCCGUCCCUCAUACGCAAAUAGUGUAAACAUCUGGUAUAUCAAGGUUGUGGACCCUCUAGAGGUCACAAUUUUGAUCCGAUUUUGCUGAAACUUGAAAUACAUGUUUAUAAACUACCGAUUUUGGUUCCUUUCGAUAUUUGCGCAUAUCGGAUCCUAACUUUCUGAAUUAUGGUCCUUGAUUGUACUAAAUUUAGGUCACAAUUUUUAUCCGAUUUAAAAAGAAAACGUGUGAAUAUAUCACCGUUACACACUAAGAUCUCGGUUCCUUUUGAUUAUCGAGCAUAUCCGGACCUCUAACUUCCUGGAUUAUAGUCCAUGAUUGUUUGAAAAAUCGCAUUUUUGGCUUGCAGAUUCUGUAGAGGUCACAAUUUUUUUUCCGAUUUUAAAAACCAUUUAAAUAUCACCAUUCCAUCAUAAUGAAGGUUCAGAGUGGAGCAAUUUGACUGAAAUUUUUAGCUUGUGAACACUGUAGAGGUCACAAUUUUUAUCCGAUUUGGUUUAAACUUGAAAUGUAUGCUUAUAACCCAAAGAUCUCGGUUCCUUUUAAUAUUCGUGCAUAUCGGAACGUAACUUCCUGAAUUAUGGCCCCUGAUUGUACGAAAAAUUGCGUUUUUAGCUUGUUGACCCUAUAGAGAUCAUAAUUUUUAUCCGAUUUAAAAAACCGUAUUAUUAUAUCACCGUUACACCCUAAGGAUGACUGAGUUCGAAUUUCGUGAAAAAAUCGCCCCAAAACUGACAGACAAAAUGGCCGCCGUUCGUUCUCAAAUAGCGUAAAAAUAUGGUAUAUCAAGGUUGUGGACCCUGUAGAGGUCACAAUUUCUAUCCGAUUUUGUUGAAACUUGAAAUGUAAGUUUAUAACCCAAGAUCGGACCGCAACUUCCUGAAUUAUGGCCACUGAUUGUUCGAAAAAUCACGUUUUUAGCUUGUGGACCCUAUAGAGGUCAUAAUUUUUAUCCGAUUUAAAAAAAAUUAUAUCACCGUUACACCCUAAGGACAGCUAAGUUCGAAUUUCGUGAAAAUCAGCCCACAAUGGACAGACAAAAUGGCCGCCUCUCGUUCUCAAAUUGCGUAAAAAUAUGGUAUAUCAAGGUUGUUGACCCUAUAGAGGUCACAAUUUUUAUCAGAUUUUGUUGAAACUUGAAAUGUAAGUUUGUAACCCAAACAUCUCGGUUCCUUUUGAUAAUUGCGCAUAUCGAAUUGUAAUUUCCUGAAUUAUGGCCAUUGAUUGUAGGAAAAAUCACUUUCGUUUUAGCUUGUUUUCUAUCCAUCUCUCGAAAAUGUGGGCGUAUCCUGCCUGGCAGCCGCUGGUUAACUAUUAUAGUGAGAACUGCCAGCUCUUUAUCUAAUCUCAUGUAUCUUUAAACAAAAAUACAUUUUAAAAAUCUGAUAUGACAAAUGUCUGAUUUGUAAAACAAAUAUUGAUAUUAAGAUACAAAUGUUAAUUUUAGUGUACAAAUGUUGCAAUACAACAAAUGAAGAAAUAGGAAUUAAGAACUGUGAAUUAAGAACUAAGAAUACUGAAUAAAGAGCUGUUUGAUCUUCCAUA
This is a messenger RNA of Patella vulgata (common limpet), 6463 nucleotides long. Its product is annotated as putative ankyrin repeat protein RF_0381. Lineage: Eukaryota; Metazoa; Mollusca; Gastropoda; Patellidae. Gene Ontology annotation, molecular function: protein binding. The transcript is spliced from 3 exons. Bases 393 to 3323 code for a protein of 976 amino acids. The record is from RefSeq and is a predicted model, not a curated record.